AGCAACAAAUCCGACGGCCAUAAACCAGGCAGGCGAUGAGUAGAGAGAGAAAUAUUAGGAGUGCAAAGAAAGUGGUCACAGUUUUUUCCAUAUCCUCUCUCUUCUAUUUCUCUUUAUAACAGUUACGCGUCUCUCUUAAAUUCACUUAAUUUUUUUCAUUCACUCAACUUCUAAUUAUUCGAAAUUUUAUGUGAAAGAUUCGAAUUAAGGUAGGGUUCUGGGAAUUGGUGAUUGAAUUAUGGGAUUGGGUGAUGCGGAUCUUAUGGAUGAUGGUGAUAGAGGUGGGGGCAAGGCGGCAUCAGCGGUUGUGUCGUGCUCAAUUUGCUUGGAGGGGGUGACUGAUAAUGGGGCUAGAUCCUGGGCUAUGCUCCAAUGCGGCCAUCAAUUCCACCUUGAUUGCAUUGGUUCGGCAUUUAAUAUUAAGGGAGCAAUGCAGUGUCCCAACUGUCGAAAAAUUGAGAAAGGUCAAUGGCUUUAUGCAAAAAAUGGUAGACGACCAUUGUCUGAAUUUAGCAUGGAUGACUGGGCCAACGAUGAGGAUCUAUAUGAUUUAAGCUACUAUGAAAUGUCAUUUGGAGUUCAUUGGUGUCCAUUCGCGGGAUUAACUCGGCUUCCUUCAUCUUUUGAUGAAGGAGAAUUUUCAUCAAGUGCGUAUCAUGAUCUUGGACAACAUGCUAUCUUUGCCGAACAUACAGCUGUAUCUUCUACAACGCAUCCUUGCCCUUAUGUUGCGUACUUUGGACCAAUUCAUCCAUCUUCUUCAACCUCUAGUGGAACUAUAUCGGAUGGAUCUAAUUUUAAUAAUCAGUGGAGUGCCCAAUCAGUUCCGGGUGAGAUCCCCACUUCUUAUGCUUUCCCUGCCAUGGAUGUACAUUAUAACAGUUGGGAGCACCAAGCCUCUCCGUUUGCUACAAGCAGCCGCAUUGUUGGUGCAGAUCAAUCCUUCAUGCCAUCCAUGACUCGGAGAACAGCUAGGACAAGUUCUGAGAUCCCAAGACCUGGGUCGUUCGUGCACCCAUUACUAAGUGUUGGUCACAGUUCUGCUGGUAGAGCGCCCAGUUCUACAUCAACAAUGGUUCCUCCUUACCCCGGUAGUGUGGCUCCGGCACGUGAUAGGGUUCAGGCUCUCCAUGGAUACUUUCAGCAACCUAGUGGUAGCCCAGCUGCACGAACUCAUCUUAUACCUACCUCUCGAAGAUCCAGCAGUCAUAGGGGCUUAGCACAUGUUGCUCCUGUGGCUUCACCAUCAGAUCAAUCCGGUGGCUUUUACUUCUUCUCAUCAGGUUCAUCUGGUAGAACUUCCCAAGAAACGGAAAAUCCUGCUCCUAAUCGCUUUCAUGCUUGGGAUCGAGAACACUUGCCUUCCUUCUCACUAAGCCAGGUUGACAGAGAUCCCAUUUGGAGGCCAUUCCAUCCAGCAGCCAGUGGAUCUAUUUCUGGAAUCAGAUCUGGAAGUUUCCGCCAGAGGCAUGGAUCCGAGAGGAUGCCAUCUCAAAAUUGGUCAUAGAUGAAUUUCCUGUUUUGAUGAAAACUGUGAUUACUAUGACUGAAACCUGGAUUCUAUAUGUUUUGAGAAAUGAUCUGUAAUGUUGGAGUCUGCUGCAUGCUAAGUACAGCAGAC
Molecule: messenger RNA, 1621 nt
Organism: Olea europaea var. sylvestris
Lineage: Eukaryota; Viridiplantae; Streptophyta; Magnoliopsida; Lamiales; Oleaceae
Product: E3 ubiquitin-protein ligase RFI2-like
Exons: 6
Coding region: 239-1507 (422 amino acids)
Molecular function (GO): ubiquitin-protein transferase activity
Source: RefSeq, a predicted model, not a curated record